Messenger RNA from Limanda limanda (common dab), 1193 nucleotides. RefSeq names its product TAF11 RNA polymerase II, TATA box binding protein (TBP)-associated factor (gene taf11). Gene Ontology annotation, biological process: RNA polymerase II preinitiation complex assembly; transcription initiation at RNA polymerase II promoter. Gene Ontology annotation, cellular component: transcription factor TFIID complex; nucleus. The transcript has 6 exons. Gene Ontology annotation, molecular function: protein heterodimerization activity; transcription coactivator activity. Lineage: Eukaryota; Metazoa; Chordata; Actinopteri; Pleuronectiformes; Pleuronectidae. Bases 300 to 908 code for a protein of 202 amino acids. The record is from RefSeq and is a predicted model, not a curated record.
AAGCGGAAGCGGAAGUGACGAGUGCAUGCUACUGAAAGUUAGCAUUGUCGUUUCAACCGUAGCUCCCAGACUUGGUGACGUGCUUGUAGUGUAUUAACCGUGUUCAUAGAUUAGUCACUUGCAUUUGUAUGAAUGUUUUAAUGCGCUCAAGCAGGUAAAGUGAAUGUGUUUCGCUAACUAGCGACAACUACUGAGCUAGCGUUAGCUUAGCGGCAUCGUUAGCUUAGCGGCAUCGUUAGCUUAGUUGUUGCUACUGCUUUGUUGACGCCUGGCUGCAGAGGAGGUAGUGAAGCUGCAUCAUGGCGGACCCUGCACGAAUGAAAACAACUGAGGACAAAUCCGCGAGGAAAGCCUCAGAGGAUCAUCCCAAAUCAGAAGAAUCCGAAGAUGCAAAAGAAAAAUCAUCCCAUGAAAGCAAGGAGUCGUCCUCGCAGGAUCAGUCCAAAGAGGAGGUGAAAGAUGAAACAGCAGCUGGAGAAGAUGAGGAGGAAGGAACCUCCGGCCAGUCUGGUGCCAAAAGACUGAAGGUGGAACCAGAGAAGAAGAAGGAGAAACGUCUCAAGGUUGAUGAGGACGAAAUACAGAAGAUGCAGGUUCUGGUGUCGUCCUUUUCUGAAGAACAGCUGAAUCGCUAUGAGAUGUACAGACGAUCGGCCUUCCCCAAGGCCGCUAUUAAGAGGCUGAUCCAGUCCAUAACCGGAUCAUCUGUGUCUCAGAACGUAGUGAUCGCCAUGUCUGGUAUUUCAAAGGUUUUUGCCGGGGAAAUUGUUGAGGAAGCGUUGGAUGUUUGUGAGAAGUGGGGAGAGACACCACCUCUACAGCCCAAACACAUGAGGGAAGCCGUGAGGAGGUUGAAGAGCAGAGAUCAAAUUCCCAACACCAAGUUUAAGAACAUUGUCUUUCACUGAGGCACCAGAGUUUUACAUCGUUUGGGGAUCAUGGAGACGGAGGAUCGGCUGUGAUUAAAACAUUGGGCCAUCUCGUGUCAAAGUCCUGUUAAAAAACACUUUAAUGAUCCUGCAGCCGACCAGGGGCUGAUCAUUCUCUAGCUCAGUGUUGACUGCAGCACUGAACAAUAAGCAGAAGACUAAACCUGCCAUUCACCUCUAUCUGUCAAAGCUUAAUGUUACAUUUGAAUAAUUCUAUUGAUGUAUUAUGGUUGUAAAUAAAGUUUUAUACUCGAAAACCAGUAA